CGCCGAUCAUUCAACCCGCCUCCCAUCCAUCAACGCCGAUCAUUCAACCUGCCUCCCAUCCAUCAACGCCGAUCAUUCAACCCGCAAUGGUGAAGUGGACUGAAGAGGAAGAUGCCGAGCUUGUUCGGCUCGUAGGCAUUCAUGGGGAGAAGAAGUGGGCACUAAUCAGCGGGCUUAUUCCGCCAAGAACUCGUGGAUCUGUCCGAGAACGAUGGGUGCAUAAUUUGGAUCCGAAUCUCAACAAAAACCCGUUCACCCAAGAAGAAGAUGCUAUCAUUAUGGAAGAGGAAGCACGGGGUACCGCGUGGAGUGUUAUGCUCAGCCGAUUAGCCCGUGGUCGAACCGAUAGAAUGGUCAAAAACCGAUACAAGAACACCCUCGUUAAACGGAGGAACCAACCGACAUUAGAGGAGCUUGAGGCAAGUUAUGAUACCUUCUUAGCGAAGGCUGCAGAGUUAGGUCGCGACAUAGCCUUGAGAAAGGCGAAAAUGGCGGCGGAGGCGGCGACCGAUGUGGCGGAGACGGCGGAGACGGCGGCCGACGUGGCGGAGACGUUGGCCGAUGCGGCGGAGGGGGCGGCCGAUGCUGAUCUCGUGCUGCCUCUGCCACAUUGGCCUUCCAAGGAAGUUAGGGCAGCAUUUAUCGCCUUUUUCGAGGGGAAAGGCCACGCCAAUUGGACUGUUCCUCUUGUUCGCCACGAUUGCCAAACUCGUCAUUUUGCCGGUAUGAAGCUCUACAAUCCGAUCUUCUUGGGCACGAAUGACCCUGACACAAACCGUGCUUGCUACACUCAGAAGUGUAUUGGUGUGAGCGAGUAUACUCAACACCAUACAUUUUACGAGGUGCUGAAAACUGGUCUUUCGGGAACUGACUACUUUAAGGAGGAGGCCAUUCAAUGGGCUUGGGAGCUCCUUACCAAGGUGUAUAAGUUGCCCGGCGAGAAGAUUUAUGCUACCUAUUUUGGUGGCGAUGAGGAGCUAGGCCUUAAGGACGCUGACGAAGAAGCCAAGAAAGAAUGGCUCAAAGUUCUUCCUGCCAGCCGAGUCUUGCCUUGUGAAAACAACUUUUGGAAGAUGGGGGAUACUGGACCCUGUGGACCCUGUACUGAAAUCCAUUUUGAUAGCAUUGGCAGACCUGAUGGUGCAUCCUUAGGGAACAAAGAUGAACCUACAGUGAUUGAGAUAUGGAGUCUCGUGUUUAUUCAGUACAACAUGGAAGCUGGAGUACUGAAACCACUGACUGCGAAACAUGUUGGCACUGGGAUGGGUUUUGAAAGAUUAACUUCUAUUCUUCAGAAUAAGAUGAGCCAUUAUGAUACUGACAUUUUCAUGCCCAUAUUUGAUGCAAUACAACAGGCAACUAAAGCCCGUCCAUACACUGGGAAAGUUGGAGCUGAUGACCUAGGUGAAGUUGACAUGGCCUACAGGGUCGUUGCAGACCACAUUAGAACAAUUUCAUUCGCCAUAGCUGAUGGUUCUUGCCCAGGUAACGACGGGCGUGGAUAUGUGUUGAGGCGCAUCCUUCAACAAGCUGUUAAAUAUGGUACUGGAGUCCUGAAAGCUCAGCCAUACUUUUUCAGUGGGCUGGUGCAAGUUGUGGUAGAUGUCAUGAGUGAUGAUUUUCCAGAGCUGAAGGAACAUUACAUAAAGAUUAGGGACAUCAUUGCGGAUGAAGAGGCCAGCUUCGGCAGUACUUUUACCAAAGUAUUGUCAUUGAGUCAGGGAACUGAGAAAUUUAAGAAGGCUGCUCAAGAAGUCCAAGGGAAAACACUUGGUGAACAGAGCCUAUAUUUGGUAUCAGAGCCUAUUGGAGGGGCUUGAUCAUAAACUGUGAGUGAUAUCCACCCAAGCUUGCAAGGAUCAAGUGUGGGGCUUGUCACGAAUAUCAGUGACAGCACAUUGGAGGGGCUUGAUC
Messenger RNA from Salvia hispanica, 1914 nucleotides. The record is from RefSeq and is a predicted model, not a curated record. NCBI's taxonomy places the organism in Eukaryota, Viridiplantae, Streptophyta, Magnoliopsida, Lamiales, Lamiaceae.